GGUGAUGACCAGUCACGGUCAGAGUGUGGAGUUAGUCUCAGAACAUGAAGACAAGACAGCCCAACUUUCCAUCAGUCCAAUGGGCCAGCCACAUGGGGAGAGCUGUGCUGCUCUCUCUCCUCCUGUCUGAUCCUCUCCACGUGGCAUCAGACUCAGAUGAGGAGGUGCAGGGGCCAUCAGAGUGGCAAACAUGGAAGAGGAGCAACGGUGUGUCCUACGACGAGAAGCGGGAUGACAUUGAGAGGAUGGCCAUAUGGGAGAACAACAUGAGAGUGAUUGAUGAGAAUAAUAACAGUUUUCUCAGAGGGACAAAGAUGUUCACCAUGGCCAUGAAUAAAUAUGGGGACCUGACAAGGCACGAAUACAAGCGUUUGCAAGGUGCCAUGAUAAAUAGCAAAAUAAAGAGAGGAGGGACGAAUGCAUCCGCUCGAAAGCUCCGUGCCAGUGCUCAGAAGUUAGGGUCUGUUACCGUUGACUACAGAUCCACGGGCUAUGUCACUGAAGUCAAAGACCAGGGCUAUUGUGGCUCCUGCUGGGCCUUUAGCACUACGGGGGCCAUCGAGGGACAGAUAUUCAAGAGGACAGGUCAGCUGGUGUCUUUGAGUGAGCAGAACCUUGUGGACUGCUCCAAGCCCUAUGGCACCUAUGGCUGCAGUGGUGCCUGGAUGGCUAAUGCCUAUGAAUAUGUGGUUCAGAAUGGGCUUCAGUCCACAGACACCUACCCCUACACAUCAGUGGACACCCAACCCUGUUUCUACGACAGCAGUCAGUCGGUUGCCAGCAUCACUGGUUACAUGUUCAUACCCACUGGAGAUGAGCAGGCCCUGGCUGACGCUGUGGCAACCAUUGGUCCAAUCACUAUCGCUGUGGAUGCAGAUCACCCAAGCUUCAUGUUCUACAGUUCAGGAAUAUAUGAGGAGCCAAGCUGUAACCCCAACAACCUCAGUCAUGCGGUGCUGCUGGUUGGCUAUGGCUCUGAAGGGGGGCAAGACUAUUGGAUAAUCAAAAACAGCUGGGGUACUGCAUGGGGAGAGAGUGGCUACAUGCGAAUGAUCCGGAAUGGCAGCAACACUUGUGGCAUCGCAAGCUACGCUCUGUAUCCUAUUUUAUGAACCAUAUAAGUGAUAAAGUGUCAGAGACAGAACACAUCAUCUUGGUGUUGGAUAGGUUGUCAGAGGUUAAUAUUGAUUUGGUUUAUUUGUGGGGGUGAUGGUGCCAAGUAUUCUGUCUUCUAUACUGUAUUACUCUGAGCAAUGCUAUGGCCGUAUUGCACUGUGAAAGAGAAUAAAGUUAAAUUGAAUUGA
Molecule: messenger RNA, 1304 nt
Organism: Coregonus clupeaformis (lake whitefish)
Lineage: Eukaryota; Metazoa; Chordata; Actinopteri; Salmoniformes; Salmonidae
Product: procathepsin L-like
Exons: 8
Coding region: 45-1112 (355 amino acids)
Biological process (GO): immune response
Cellular component (GO): lysosome
Molecular function (GO): cysteine-type endopeptidase activity
Source: RefSeq, a predicted model, not a curated record